AGUCCUAGUAUAACUUUAAUUUCUGUCGUUCUCUCGCUCAUUCUGCAAAAAAAUUUCUUCUUCCAUGUGGCUCUAAGUCUGCACUGCAGCUUCCCGGCUGCUUCGUCUCUUUCUCUCUCUAUCUGCUAAUGUUUUCCUUUUCUUCCAUUCUCUCUCUGCGUCUCAUGGGAUCGCUUCUCAAUUUUACUACAGAAUCAAGAAAUAUGAUGUUAAGUUUGGCAUAGAGAUCAAACAUAAAGGAUAAGAGAUGGUGGCGGAUUCAUGGUUUCGAAGUCUGUGGAAGACUCCAAAAAGGCAUGAGGCUACUUCUGGGAAAGCAGUGAUUGGAGUUUUGGCAUUUGAAGUUGCAAGCCUGAUGUCUAAGCUGGUCUAUUUAUGUCACACUUUGAGUGAUAAGCAGGUUAACAGGUUGCGCGAAGAGAUCACACGUUCAAUGGGUAUAAAGAAGCUUGUGUCAGAGGACGAUACCUAUAUUGCGAAAUUAAUAUGCGAUGAGAUGAUUGAGAAUGUUAUACAUGUGGCAAAAUCUGUGGCAAGACUUGGGAAAAAAUGCAGUGAUCCUAGUUUGAAGAACUUUGAGAAAGCUUUUUGUGAUUUCAUCGACACCGAUAUUGAUACAUAUGGGUGGCAAUUUACAUGGAAGAAAAUGGAAAAGAAAGCUAAGAAGAUGGAAAGAUUUAUCUCAGUCAAUUCAAAUUUGUAUCAAGAGAUGGAAGUGCUUACAGAUCUUGAGCAGACAUUGAGGAGAAUGAAGGGUAAUGAUGACUCAGGUGGUGUCAAUGUACUCGAGUUUCAGAAGAAGGUUACAGGGAAGCAGCAGGACGUUAAGUAUCUUAAAAGUAUCUCUCUAUGGAACAGGACUUAUGAUUACACAGUUCUGCUCUUGGCAAGAUCUUUAUUUACGAUAUUCAGGAGGGUUCCACAUGUGUUUGGAAUGCAACAAAUAAUGAAUGUUGGUGAAACUGAAGCUUCUGGGUUUAUAAAUUCUGAACAAAUUCAUCGCAGCCAGUCAGUUUCAGCAUUAUUGCAAACUUCCAUCCAUCCAUCUAAUAAUGGUCUUCCUAGAUUUGCCUCUGGCCCUCUUGAUAUGUUUGCAGCUAAAUCAGGCCCAAUUUCAAAACCAAAUAAAACCAACAAUUUCUAUUCAGGCCCUCUUGUGGGUAGUGCCUCAGCUACAGAAUCAACCAAUGCUUCUGAGAAAUAUAGAAAUAUGUUUUAUUCAGGUCCUCUUGGGAAGUCAACAAAAUCAGGUCCAUUUUCCAGAAUGAGAAAAACCAGCAAGAAGAUAUGGGGGACUCAUAACCAUGCAAAUGCCAAUGAGAAGAAGUCGCAAAUGAAAUCUAAUCGAUUGACUCAAGUAGGACCUUUCAAGGGAUGCAUGAUGGCUGGAAGUGGUUCCCCUGUCACCAAUUGCCACUUGAGUUCAAAUAGUAUUCAUUCUAGACUUCUUAAUGGAGCCAGUGGUGCCAAUACAAACCAUCCUGCUCCUGGCAUUACAAUGAAUACAAAUUCGACUAUUUUCAAGAGCAAGUUUUUGGAUCCUCCACCAGAUACUCUUGGUGCUGCUGCCUUGGCUUUGCACUAUGCAAAUGUUAUCAUUGUAAUUGAGAAGCUGGCAUCUUCUCCACACUUGAUUGGUCUUGAUGCAAGAGACGAUCUAUACAAUAUGUUGCCUGCGAGUGUGAGAAAUACUCUUAGGGCAAAGCUAAAGCCACACACCAAGAGUGUGGCUUAUGAUACAGAGCUUGCCAAAGAAUGGAAUGAUGCUAUGUCAGGAAUAUUAGAGUGGUUAGCACCACUUGCUCAUAAUAUGAUCAGAUGGCAAUCUGAGCGGAGUUAUGAGCAACAGAGCUUGGUUUCAAGAACAAAUGUGCUUCUGGUACAAACCCUUUACUUUGCAAAUCAGGAGAAGACAGAAGAAACAAUUAUUGAACUUCUUGUUGGUCUUAAUUACAUUUGGAGGCUUGGUAGAGAAUUCAAUGCAAAUGCUCUACUAGAGUGUGCUAGCAGUAGAAUAUACGAUGAGUAUUUGGAUCUGGAUGGAUGAAAUUGUUUUCAUCUCGUGGAAAUUACAAAACAAUCGUGAUUUUAUAACUAGCUAAAGGUGUUUGGCAAAGGCCCUUAACCUUGCUAGUUCAUAAGGCUUCUCAAUCUUUCCUGGCAGACGUUGAUCAUUGCUUUGGUGGAGAAGAGAGAAAACCACCUAUACCAUUGAGAUUUCGAUGCCCGGUAUGCAUUCUUGGUGAGUUAAAAGGUAUAGAUUUUAGAUUCCAAUUUUUUUUUUUUUUUUGGGUUGUUCUUUAGGUGAGGAAUCCUAGCCAUCACAACAAAUUGGCCUCGCUUUCACUUCCUCAUAAAGCACAGUCUGCCAUUUAUAAUUUAAGUUGAUGCACUCUUGAGAGUUGUAUAUUUAUUAUCUACUUUCUUCUGUAAUAGUUGUAAAUUUCCCAUAUAGAAGAUUUUCUUAAUAGGUAGGUGUUAUUUAAUGAUCAAGCAUGUUUCUUAUGAGUGGCUAUCUGUAAUCUUGGUAAUCUUUAUGCCACUCUGAGACUGAAUGAUAUGUUGGUUAUAUCAGCAUUCAAGUUUUGAAUGUAUGGUUUAGAAUCAUCUGGUUAAGUGUCUGAAUAUUGAAUCUA
Molecule: messenger RNA, 2636 nt
Organism: Ziziphus jujuba (common jujube)
Lineage: Eukaryota; Viridiplantae; Streptophyta; Magnoliopsida; Rosales; Rhamnaceae
Product: protein PSK SIMULATOR 1
Exons: 2
Coding region: 248-2047 (599 amino acids)
Biological process (GO): positive regulation of growth
Source: RefSeq, a predicted model, not a curated record